AUCUAUCUAUCCCAUUUGAUGAGGGAGCCAAUUCCAAACCAUGGACCAGUCUCAUCCAUCUCAAAGCCUACAUAAAGGAACUGUCUCUCAAUGUUUCAGGCACACACCAAACACAUCAUCUCCUACUUCCACAUCAAAUCCUUCCUCUCCAAUGGAUGCAACUUUCUCCAUUGUUCAGCUAUCCCUUCCCUGCUCAACUAUUUGAUGAUGCUUAAGCUUUUCCUCAGUAGAAGAAAUUAAGAAAGUGAUUCCAGCAUCAGUCUUUGCUUUGGAUUCCUUUUCCUUGGUCUUCGCUCGAUCAUCUGUGUUGGUUCUGUAAAUGAACUUCUUGUAGUGCAUGCAAAUUCUUCGUCACUCUUAUAGUCCCCAUGGCCUCUGUCAAAGUAGCUCCAAAGGCUCCCCUUGCUUUCGAGAACAGGCCCAGUAAGCCCCGAGAUGAUUCCUUCUCGACGUAUCUUGCUCUUGUUAGAGAGAACUUCCCACCGGAGCUGGGAAACUCUGCUCCGGAACGCUUGUCAUGCCGAAUAAGCUUAGGGACGAGGAGAACUCUCGAUGGCGAGAUCGAAAUCUUUGAUGCAGAGAAGUACUUCAGCGGAGGAAUGGACGGCGAUGCGCCACCGCAAGCGCCUGAGAAUGGACCUGAGAAGCCAACUAAGAAGGAAGUGAGAGUGAGGGUGAGAUCCAGGUCGACGACCGGCAGCAUCAGUUCUGAGAUGACCUGCAACAGCCGGAACACGCUGCUCCGGGACCGCCGCAAGCACCCGGUUCCCGGCGGGCAGAGAAAAGUUAAAGGUAAGCGGUUUCUUGGUGUCUUCCCGUGCUCAUGCGCUAGGAAGGACGCCAUUGACAUCGACAAAGACGCCCUGUCUCAUGCUAGAUCGGACGGCCUCAGGAAGCAGCUCCCGCAAGCUGGGGAGAGACGCGACGAGCACUUGGUGAGUGACUCGAGACUGAAAAGUAUUAGUCCUGGUUUGAGACAGCAGGUGUUUGCUUCCAGAGAAGAGAGGAAAGGCGGAGGAGGUCCCAGGGUGGUGUUUGCUCCAGAUUUCUUCGACACCGCCUCGACCCAUAGGAGAAGUCUCAAGAUUGCCAGUGGCGGCGAGGGUGGACGAGACGACGAUGUCCAAAGCGAUGCGAGCUCGGACCUGUUCGAAAUCGAGAGCCUAUCGAUGACGAGUUCACAUCCCUUCAUCACCCACGAGGGAACCGAGUCGGUGACCACGGCGGCCUACGAGCCAAGCGAAGCCAGCGUCGAGUGGAGCGUGGUCACGGGCAGCGUAGCCAACUUCUCGAUCGCAUCGGAACGGGUCGCUCCGGCCGCGAGCCUCCGCAAGACGAGGAGAUCGUCGCGGUCGGGGCUUCUACUGGGGUGCGUCAGCGAGAAGGCGGUGGACGUGACGAGCGGCGCGAAGAAGCCGACAGGAAGUGCCAGUUUUGACCACUGGGAGCGCUCCGGCAUCGACGGGGCGGCGAGGUUCCGUGCGGAGAGCUGCGGCGUGGACGUCGGCUCGGGUAGCACCGGUCGCGUCUUUCCACCGAGUCCAUUCGGUUCCAGCCGCUCUUCCCAUGACCUGUAGGCAGCAGCGGUCGCUCGCUGCACAUUGUGGCAUGUUGUUUGUGCGUUCGAUCUUGUUGCCAUGGUGACGGAUCGCGUGUGUGUUCGAUCUUAUUAUUGUCUAUAUGUUCAUAAUGCAGCUGUUGAUUCC
Messenger RNA from Musa acuminata AAA Group (dessert banana), 1706 nucleotides. Its product is annotated as protein PHYTOCHROME KINASE SUBSTRATE 2-like. NCBI's taxonomy places the organism in Eukaryota, Viridiplantae, Streptophyta, Magnoliopsida, Zingiberales, Musaceae. The record is from RefSeq and is a predicted model, not a curated record. Bases 369 to 1577 code for a protein of 402 amino acids. The transcript has a single exon. Gene Ontology annotation, biological process: phototropism.